This is a messenger RNA of Herpailurus yagouaroundi (jaguarundi), 1430 nucleotides long. RefSeq names its product P2R1A-PPP2R2A-interacting phosphatase regulator 1-like. The transcript has 12 exons. Bases 158 to 940 code for a protein of 260 amino acids. Gene Ontology annotation, cellular component: cytoplasm; nucleus. Gene Ontology annotation, biological process: mitotic G2/M transition checkpoint. Gene Ontology annotation, molecular function: protein serine/threonine phosphatase inhibitor activity. The record is from RefSeq and is a predicted model, not a curated record. NCBI's taxonomy places the organism in Eukaryota, Metazoa, Chordata, Mammalia, Carnivora, Felidae.
AUAAGUGUGCGUCGGCGGGCCGCGCGUCCGGCGCAUGUGCGGAGGGGCGGCAUCCAACUGAUUCUCGGAGGCGACAGUUGACUUGUCCUUAUGUGUAUGGGAGCCAGAAAACCUUGCGAAGUUCGGACCAAGCAGUAGCUUCUUCCUCGACGUGGACAUGGCACAAGAGAAAAUGGACCUAGACUUGGAGCUGCUGCCGAGUUCAGCCACCACAGACAACUCGCUGAAACGAUCCAACAGCGCCCCUUUGAUCAGUGAGCUUGGUGAUAAUUCACAGGUAUUCCAAGCUGACACGUUAACAACUAGAAGAAAUAGCACAACGCUUAUGACCCAACAAUGUCUGGUCAAUGUGAAGCCACUGAAGAAUUCUAAGUCUGGGACUGACAUGACCGGAUUUGCAUCUUUGAAAGACUACCCUGGCUGCAAAGCGUUUUUGCCACCUUCUUCCGUUCCCAUUCCUAUUCAUGCUUCCUUUGGUCGCCUUCACCAAAUCAAACAGGAAGAAGGCAUGGAUUUAGUAAAUAGAGAAGCAAUGCAUGAAUGGGAGGUACAAACUGCAAGACAGUUAAGUCAGUCUUGGGAAGAAAGCUUGAAACUGAGUGCCAGUGGUUUAGAGAAACCAUCUUCAAAGUGCAUUGGUUUAAUUCCAGUACCCCCAGCACCUUCUCCCACCAGGGGGAUUGGGAAGCAAUAUUUUUCUCCAUCGUUACAAACUUAUGUGAAUUACACCGCUCUGUCUCCAAGUCCUAGUCCCAGUCCUACGCAACAAUUUCCAAUAAGAAGAAAUCAAAGCCCCACCAACACUAUUAGACCAAGUAUCUUUGGAUCAUUAAAAAGAAAAGGUGAAAUGAUAGCUGAAGAUCCGCCUAAGAGAUUUAUCGAAGGCACGACCAACAUGCUUUCUCCCGAUACUACCCAACAGUCUGAUGUGAAUGUUUGACUAUGAAUUCCUCAGAGUGACCCACAGCUGCCGGCACAAUGCCUAAUCCAGAAAAGACAUCAGUACAAUUGGAUGAAAUGAUAUCCUUCGACUCCACUGUAUCUGAAGCCCAAAGUAGGCCCAGAAGGGAGCCUAGGCAAGGCUUCACUAGGACGUCUUCAUCUUGACCCAGCCACAUGUCAUUCUGCAAAAACAAACUGGUUAGACAGCAGAGCAUUGCAAUUGCAAAAGGCCCAAAGCUUGUACUUCCCUUGCAGGUCAGACUGGUUUGUGGUAUAAUAUGUGGUUGUGGAAAAUGUAACUGGCACAGUUCACAUGAGAAUUCAGUGUAGACAAAUUUCAUGGUGACAUAGAAAAUAACAGUUUCCAGAUGUAGAACUCUCUCCCCCUUUGGGAGGCUUUGGAUUCCUAUUUGCUUCAGGCUACCCUUGGGCUCUAUAUCCCUUCGGACUUUGAAUACCGUGUUAUAAAAUAUGCUGUUGCAAAGUUA